Messenger RNA from Cryptomeria japonica (Japanese cedar), 2624 nucleotides. RefSeq names its product transcription factor SRM1. The transcript has 2 exons. Bases 1248 to 2132 code for a protein of 294 amino acids. Lineage: Eukaryota; Viridiplantae; Streptophyta; Pinopsida; Cupressales; Cupressaceae. The record is from RefSeq and is a predicted model, not a curated record. Gene Ontology annotation, molecular function: DNA binding.
GAUUUACGUGAGCACCCAACAAUAAUGGUUUUUGAUUUUUUAUUCUUCCAUAUUGAACAAUAUUCAUGAUUCAUCCUGGGCCUUUGUAUAUACUCCUGAUUAACUGUAUCACUCCCUUUUUUUGGGGAUCUGCUUAUUCUGGAUGCAUUAGGAGUUGUGAACCAAUAAUCUCGUUAUUAUCCUUUUUUAUUAUAUUAAAAACAAGGAAACAAUGAUUUCGCUGGGUGAAUUUGAGUUCUUGUCUCAUUGCCGGCCUUAAUGGACAGGCUAUUGAACAUGGUCUUUUACCAUUGCGGGUUUCAUGAUACUGUCUUUUACCAGACUGAUUUUCUAACUGCUACUGUGUUUACACUUGGAUCACUCUGUAAUUUGAUUCACAUUCACAACAAUUACAAUUGAAGAUCUCAGAGCUUUCUAUUUUUGGUUGUUUUUUCAACCAAAGAGCUGCUGGGUUCUUGACCUCAAGGCUUGUUACAUGGGUGUUUAAACUGGGUCAUUGUAAUGGUUGUGUUUAUGCAUAAAUUGGUGUUUGUAGAAGUUUCCAGAGCCCAUCUAUUACUGCUGUAGCAUCUUUUAAAAUCUCUGUGCCUGUCUGUAUGCAGUAUUUUCUGCAAGGUAUUGGUUGUUAUGUGGGCUCUCGUGUACAGUACUUUUUUGGUGUGUAGUAUGUCUGACACGAGCUGUCUGUUUCGCUCACAUUCAUAUGAAAGGGAACCCACGAAAAUUUUACGCUUGGGUAGAUCAUAUAUUGGUGUGUUUGAGGGGGUAGAUAGUCCUUGUCCUUUAGGCAUAAAUUGAUUAAUUACUCUUUACAGAAAGAUUGACUGAUAGAUCUGUGUGUAAAUUUAUCUGGUCAUUAAUCUAAGCAUUUGUUUAUUGCCUGUUACCAAAAGUUAAGCAUUUAGUGUCCCCUUAAAUGAGUUUAGCAGGACAUUGUUUGUUCCUCUUGUAUUAAUAGGGUUUUGGCUUUUUGGGUAUUUCAGAGAGCUUUCUCCUUUCAAUCCUAAAUGCUGUUCAAUGACCAUUUUCAACUCAUGAUUGGAUUAUUAGUUCGAACUACGUAUUCAGCAUCUUCUGGAUUUUAUUCGUACACAACAAGGGCUACAAUCAUUUUGAGUACUCCGAGUUCUGUUUGUGGAUUUAGACUCUAGAGCUCUGUUCCAGCCCUAGGGCAAAUAGUUUGGAUUGGAUAGAGAAUUUAGAAGUGUUUAUUAUGUGAGACCAAGUAUCAUUGAGGUAAAGGGUAAAUGACAGCAUCUUCCCCAGAUCUUCCUGCAAGCUCCAGGUGGAGUAGAGAGCAGGAGAAAGCAUUUGAGAAUGCUCUUGCAGUGCAUACCGAGGACUGUGAAGAGAGAUGGGAAAAGAUAGCUGCAGAAGUUUCUGGAAAAAAUGCAACAGAGAUAAAAAUUCAUUACGAGCUUCUGGUUGAAGAUGUCAAGUCUAUUGAUGCUGGUGUAGUGCCUCUUCCUCGUUAUGUUUCUUCCACAGAAGGAGUUGUUGCUGAGCAGCAAGCUGUGGGAGCUAGUGGCACUAAGAAAGGAGCACAGUAUGCAACUCUUCAAAGUGUUGAUACAAAUCCAUCAGGAAAAGGUGGCUCUAAAGCAGAUCAGGAACGCCGAAAAGGAAUCGCUUGGACCGAAGAAGAACACAGGUUAUUUCUGCUUGGACUGGACAAGUUUGGUAAAGGUGAUUGGCGAAGUAUUUCCAGGAAUUUUGUUAUAUCUAGGACUCCUACCCAGGUGGCAAGUCAUGCUCAGAAAUACUUUAUUCGUUUGAAUUCAAUUAAUAAGGACAGGAGGAGGUCUAGUAUUCAUGAUAUUACCAGUGUGGACAAGGGAGACACAUCAACACCGCAAGGACCUAUCACAGGUCAAGCUAAUGGAUCUACAGGAUCCACAGGAAAAUCUGCCAAGAGUUCUGCUCAACCAGCCUUGCCAAAUGUUGGUGUAUAUGGACCUCCUGUUGGCCAACCUAUUUCUGGAACUGGUGUUUCUGCUGUUGGUACUCCUGUUAUGCUUCCUUCUGGACAUGUACCAUAUGUAGCAAGGGGAGCUCUUCCUGGACAAGUGGUUCCUGGUACUCCAAUGGUGCCUGUUGCUUACCCUGUUUCACAGCCAACCAUGCAUCAAUAACUAAAAGUGCCAUUGCUCAAGAGCUAUUGAGAUGUUGAAGAUGCUUUCGACAUUUGAGGCCACAGAUAAUAUUGUAGGAGAGGAGAUCUGCUUUGUUGAAAAUUAUGAACAUGCUAUUCAACUUGAGUUUUGUUAUGAAAAUGGGAUGCAUGAUGCAUGUCACAGAUGGAACUUAAGUUGGUUCUUCUGUACAAUGAUUGUUUUGACUUGGAACCCUCUAUAGCUCUUUCAGGUGUUAGUACACUUGGUGGCCAUGAUCUUAUUUUGCCUCUCAAACAGAUGCAGAUCAAGAAUGAGGUAAGUCUUAAAUGAAGACCGGUAAUCUCAAAUACAUGAGCAACUUUGGUAUGCUUAGUUUUGAAAAUUGAUGCAUGGAAAUGAUGAUUCAAUUGGUGAUUUCUGUUGUAUUUGUGGGGCAAUGAAGUUGACAUUUGUAAUAUGAAGGAAGAUCUGGCAUUACCUAUAUAAAUCAAGGCAUCCUGUUUAGUUGUG